Messenger RNA from Strongylocentrotus purpuratus (purple sea urchin), 1131 nucleotides. RefSeq lists its product as uncharacterized. The coding region runs from base 1 to 1131 and encodes 376 amino acids. NCBI's taxonomy places the organism in Eukaryota, Metazoa, Echinodermata, Echinoidea, Camarodonta, Strongylocentrotidae. The transcript is spliced from 2 exons. The record is from RefSeq and is a predicted model, not a curated record.
AUGUACUUCUACCUCAACUCAACUUCCUUCAAAUGGCGAGAUAAUUACUACCAGCAACUUCAAGGCGCAGCCAUGGGAUCGCCUCUUUCACCAGUUAUAGCCAACAUCUUCAUGGAGCACUUCGAAACAACGGCACUCCAGACUCUCUCACAACGCCCUUCUCUCUGGCUCCGAUAUGUCGACGAUACAUUCGUCAUCUGGCCACAUAGCAGACGUGACUUAGACCACUUCCUCGCCCACAUCAACCAGCAUCACCCGAUCAUCAAAUUCACCAUGGAGACCGAGCAAAACAACAGCAUCCCCUUCCCAGACGUUCUCUUUACCAAAUCGCAAUCCGGCAAGCCCACUCACCAAGUCUACAAAACCCACACACACACCGAUAUAUAUCUUCACUACAGAUCCUUCCACCAUAUAUUCGUACUACAAUCAGUCCCCAACGCCUUCAUCCACCGAGCCCAUCAACUCAGCGAUGCAGACCAUCUAGUCCAGGAAAUCCAGCAUGUCACCACAGCCCUAACUAGCAUCAAGAAAUACCCAAGACAUAAGAUCAAAUCCAAGGCUCCCGCCAAUUCAACGUAUCCUUCAAGCAUCAGACAUCCAAGUUCGACACAGUUCCUCCAACAAACUCCAUUCGAUACUCCACUCCCACAUAGACAAGCAUCCAAACCACAAGAAAGCUGGAGUCUACAAAAUACCAUGCGAAUGUGGAAAAGUCCACAUUGGAGAACUCUGGAAACAAGACUCAAAGAGCACAGAACCAGCUUUAGAUUCAGUGAUUGGGAUAAGUCCGCCAUCGUCAAACACGCCCAGCAACACGAACACGCCAUCGAAUGGGAUAACAAUCAUCUCAUCUCCAUAAUGAAGCACUGGCAUACACGCCGAAUCCAAGAAGCCAUAGAAAUUCACCGCCACAACACCGAGCCCAGGAUGUAUACAUCAACGACAUCUGGAAACCUCUCAUCAACAAGUACUUGGUCACCGCCACCCGCAGAACCCUCAAAACAGCCGCCAGCCUCACAACUACUAUGCACAGCAGACGACAGCAGACUACAGCGCCGCCUACGUCGGGGGACACACACACAGCCUCUCGCCGACAGCACACCCCACUUUUGGUUUCGGAACUCUACUUAG